GGGCCACGCCCCCAGCCACAGACCCUGCCUCCAGGCCUCUUUGAUUGGAUCAAGAUCGCGGAAGGGCCGGGCGUCCCCGGGCGGCCUGAGGGUCGGGCAGGGAAGGGUGCGCUGAUUGGCCCGGCGGGGAUUAAGUCAUUGCUAGCAGGUUCGAGCGGCCCAGACACCGGCGGGGCGGCCGAGGCUGCUGUGAGAGGGCGCUCGAGGCUGCCGAGAGCUAGCUAGCGAAGGAGGCGGGGAGGCGGCGUCUGCACUCGCUCGCCCGCUCGCUCGCUUCCCGGCGCCGCUGCGGGUCCGCGCUGCGUUUCCUGCUCGCGAUCCGCUCCGUUGCCCGCGCCCGGAACAGCAGCACCUCGGCCGGGUCCGAGCUCGGUUCGGGAGUCUUGCGCGCCGGCGGACACCGCGCGGGGAGUGAGCCAGCGCCACACCUGUGGAGCCGGCGGCCGUCGGGGGAGCCGGCCGGGGUCCCGCCGCGUGAGUGCUCUGGGCGGCGGGCGGCCCGGGCCCCGGCGGAGACGCGCCCCCCGGCUGGGCGCCGCGCGCACCAUGGGGCUCCCAGCGCUCGAGUUCAGCGACUGCUGCCUCGAUAGUCCGCACUUCCGAGAGACGCUCAAGUCGCACGAAGCAGAGCUGGACAAGACCAACAAAUUCAUCAAGGAGCUCAUCAAGGACGGGAAGUCUCUCAUCAGCGCGCUCAAGAAUUUGUCUUCAGCGAAGCGGAAGUUUGCAGAUUCCUUAAAUGAAUUUAAAUUUCAGUGCAUAGGAGAUGCAGAAACAGAUGAUGAGAUGUGUAUAGCAAGGUCUUUGCAGGAGUUUGCCACUGUCCUCAGGAAUCUUGAAGAUGAACGGAUACGGAUGAUUGAGAAUGCCAGCGAGGUGCUCAUCACUCCCUUGGAGAAGUUUCGAAAGGAACAGAUUGGGGCUGCCAAGGAAGCCAAAAAGAAGUAUGACAAAGAGACAGAAAAGUAUUGUGGCAUCUUAGAAAAACACUUGAAUUUGUCUUCCAAAAAGAAAGAAUCUCAGCUUCAGGAGGCAGACAGCCAAGUGGACCUGGUCCGGCAGCAUUUCUAUGAAGUAUCCCUGGAAUAUGUCUUCAAGGUGCAGGAAGUCCAAGAAAGAAAGAUGUUUGAGUUUGUGGAGCCUCUGCUGGCCUUCCUGCAAGGACUCUUCACUUUCUAUCACCAUGGUUACGAACUGGCCAAGGAUUUCGGGGACUUCAAGACACAGUUAACCAUUAGCAUACAGAACACAAGAAAUCGCUUUGAAGGCACUAGAUCAGAAGUGGAAUCACUGAUGAAAAAGAUGAAGGAGAAUCCCCUUGAGCACAAGACCAUCAGUCCCUACACCAUGGAGGGAUACCUCUACGUGCAGGAGAAACGUCACUUUGGAACUUCUUGGGUGAAGCACUACUGUACAUAUCAACGGGAUUCCAAACAAAUCACCAUGGUACCAUUUGACCAAAAGUCAGGAGGAAAAGGGGGAGAAGAUGAAUCAGUUACCCUCAAAUCCUGCACACGGCGGAAAACAGACUCCAUUGAGAAGAGGUUUUGCUUUGAUGUGGAAGCAGUAGACAGGCCAGGGGUUAUCACCAUGCAAGCAUUGUCGGAAGAGGACCGGAGGCUCUGGAUGGAAGCCAUGGAUGGCCGGGAACCUGUCUACAACUCGAACAAAGACAGCCAGAGUGAAGGGACUGCGCAGUUGGACAGCAUUGGCUUCAGCAUAAUCAGGAAAUGCAUCCAUGCUGUGGAAACCAGAGGGAUCAACGAGCAAGGGCUGUAUCGAAUUGUGGGGGUCAACUCCAGAGUGCAGAAGUUGCUGAGUGUCCUGAUGGACCCCAAGACUGCUUCUGAGACAGAAACAGAUAUCUGUGCUGAAUGGGAGAUAAAGACCAUCACUAGUGCUCUGAAGACCUACCUAAGAAUGCUUCCAGGACCACUCAUGAUGUACCAGUUUCAAAGAAGUUUCAUCAAAGCAGCAAAACUGGAGAACCAGGAGUCUCGGGUCUCUGAAAUCCACAGCCUUGUUCAUCGGCUCCCAGAGAAAAAUCGGCAGAUGUUACAGCUGCUCAUGAACCACUUGGCAAAUGUUGCUAACAACCACAAGCAGAAUUUGAUGACGGUGGCAAACCUUGGUGUGGUGUUUGGACCCACUCUGCUGAGGCCUCAGGAAGAAACAGUAGCAGCCAUCAUGGACAUCAAAUUUCAGAACAUUGUCAUUGAGAUCCUAAUAGAAAACCACGAAAAGAUAUUUAACACCGUGCCCGAUAUGCCUCUCACCAAUGCCCAGCUGCACCUGUCUCGGAAGAAGAGCAGUGACUCCAAGCCCCCGUCCUGCAGCGAGAGGCCCCUGACGCUCUUCCACACCGUUCAGUCAACAGAGAAACAGGAACAAAGGAACAGCAUCAUCAACUCCAGUUUGGAAUCUGUCUCAUCAAAUCCAAACAGCAUCCUUAAUUCCAGCAGCAGCUUACAGCCCAACAUGAACUCCAGUGACCCAGACCUGGCUGUGGUCAAACCCACCCGGCCCAACUCACUCCCCCCGAAUCCAAGCCCAACUUCACCCCUCUCGCCAUCUUGGCCCAUGUUCUCGGCGCCAUCCAGCCCUAUGCCCACCUCAUCCACGUCCAGCGACUCAUCCCCCGUCAGGUCUGUUGCAGGGUUUGUUUGGUUUUCUGUUGCUGCCGUUGUUCUCUCAUUGGCUUGGUCCUCUCUUCAUGCAGUGUUCAGCCUCCUCGUCAACUUUGUUCCCUGCCAUCCAAACCUGCACUUGCUUUUUGACAGGCCAGAAGAAGCGGUACGUGAAGACUCCAGCACACCGUUCCGGAAGGCAAAAGCCUUGUAUGCCUGCAAAGCUGAACAUGACUCAGAACUUUCGUUCACAGCAGGCACGGUCUUCGAUAAUGUUCACCCAUCUCAGGAGCCUGGCUGGUUGGAGGGGACUCUGAACGGAAAGACUGGCCUCAUCCCUGAGAAUUACGUGGAGUUCCUCUAACCGUGGGCCCCAGCAGAACUGCUGAGCUUUACAUGGUAUCCAUGACAACUGCUGAUUCCAGUGUCGAGGCCAUUUCUCUUUGCCACUGAGAAAUGCAGCGUGACUGACUCUGUUGCUACCUGUCAACAUGAAUGUUUCUGUGAGCUCUGGUGUCACUCAUCUCCAUGAUCAUCUCAGCCAACACACAUCAAUACUGCAAGAAAAGAAGUCAAUCAGCAGAGGAGACCAUUUGAUAACUAAGAGGAAGACUUGCAAAGCCGUUUUCUCAUGAGUACCCUGAAUAGGGGGCACUCAUUUUGUUUCAACGGUCCAAACGCCCAACCUUCAGAAAGAGGAAGUCAGAUAGAAAUAGUCCCUGAGAGCACACUGUGUAGCUAAGCCUGCUGGGGCUGGGUGAAGAAAUUGGCGCUGAGAUCCGGGCUGGAUCCAUUGCUUUUGUUUACAAUAGGCACUCUCUCUACCCCACCUCUCAGUACUUGAGACUUAAAGUGCUACAGACAGCUGGAUCUGUUUGCAUGCAGGAUGAAGAGGGUUAAAACACUGUUUAUAUAAGAUCCAAUCUCUCACCAUCUCUAAAGCAACCGUUGGCCUGUCAUCAACGAGAUACAAUCCAGUCUUCUCCUGCACGGGAACACACACACCCUGCAUUUCUCCCUCCCAGGCUAGGAACCUCUCUGCCACCAAGGGCUGCCAUCCAUCGCCUAGUAACCACGGCAACCCAACCUACUCUAAAACCAAACCAAAAAAAUAAAAUAACACAUCCUCUUUGCAUGACACAUUUUUUUCUCUCCCCUUUUUGGUACACUUUUUUUGAAUGGUUUUCUAACAACUUGAAGCACAGGAUGAAGGAAUUAGGGUGGUCUACUUGAGGCAGAUGGGAUAGUAGCUGGGAACUGUUCCCUUUCUGAUGAAUUUCAGCAGCAUCGGGAUAUAGUUGGAGCACACCCUAUUAACCUCUUGAGAUUAAAUUACAUAGUCUUAAUAUUUCUGUUCCUCCAUGCAACUGAUGUUUGUUUUUUAAAGGGUAAGAUGCUGCCUCCCAAUGGGUGAUGCCAUCUGACUGGUUUCCCCGUGUCCUCCCAUUCACCCAUCUCUGCUCCCACCCUUGCCUGCCUCUAACCCACCACUGGCCAGCCCCCUUGCCCUACUCUGGGCUGCUGAACACUGGUGCUGUGGUGGUUUUCAAGGUUAAUUCCUAGGCUACCCGUAUGGCCUAUAGUUUAAAAGGACAUCUAUGUUCACUGCCACUCCGAAAAAGGGAAUUAUUUCUCAGUCUUUCGAGGCUUGAGACUAAUAUAGGCCAUUGUGAUUCAGGAAGAAACCCAAGGUUGGAGGGUGGGAUGAGUACCCUCUGAAAAAGGGAAUUUGCUGGUGAAAAGAGGCUGGAUCUUGUGGAAGACUGUCUUGGAUGGGGAAGUACUACCUGGAGAUUUCAAAUUCAUUUGGCCUGCAAACAACAGAGUUAUCCGUAUCUUCCACAUGUGAAUGUCAUUGCAAGGGUGACUCUAGACAAACUACAAACCGAUGGACCGUCAAGCUCCCCAGGAGCCCCUUGGAUGGCAGCGUUGCUUCAGUGUUUCCUGUUUCUGGAAUUCCUUGUUAGGGAACUUUAAAGAAGAAAAGAAAAACUUGAAUUGUGUUGAAUUACUGUAUCUUUUACUUUUUUUUUUUGAAAAGAUAAACUUGUAAAUAGAGUGAUUUGAAAUACUAUAUGGCAAAGUUUUAUAUUUGAUAUUCUUUAAGCUAGUUGCUCACACACUUAGGCUUCGAUUGCUGAAGAAGUAUGUUUAAGAGGGAGAGAGGGGAGGCAAAGCUGAAGAGAGUCAAGGUCACUGUCCCCCCUUCGGCCUGAAGGAAAGAGAAGACAUUUCUUUAGCCUUGCUCUCUGCUGUCCUGUUGGUGGGCACGACACAUCAGUGGUGUUCAGUCUUUAUGUGUUUUUAAGCAUCCCUUGGGCUUUGGAUUUGGAGAUGGGAAGAGCAUCUCCAGGCAAUGAGUUUUUCAAAGAAUGCCUACUUAGUAGUAAGAUGAAGCUCAGGAUUUAAAUAAGUGGGGUCAGGCAUUCGAGUUUUUGUCUUUCUUCUCAGGUGUAUUUCUUGGUACCCCCAAGAUAUCAGGCCAGAAAGAGAUGAGUCAGUUGCUGUGCUCUUUACUUCUUUUUCUCCACAUCUUCUGAGGCUUUAGAAAUGUGGACAAGCUAGUUUUCAAAUUUUGUGUGCGUCUGUAAGUUCUUAAAGAACCAGCUUCUUAGAAUGUUCAGUUCUCAAUGUGCUGCUGCUUUCCUUUCUCCUAAACAUUUUAAAACUCUUCCCUUUCACCUCCAAUUCCCGUGAUCCCAAAAGAAGAGGAAGACUCCAGGAGGGAUAUAGAUUGUGCCAUCAUAGCUUUACAGGUGGUUUUAAAGUUAACAGGGGUUUGUCAUGGUGAUUCACUACUCAGUUUAUCGGCUCCAGGAUUAUACAGCUCUUUUCCAGGAACUCACCCAGGAGCAAGCGAGACACUACCAUUGAAUCAGGGAAUAAGAAUUAAGAAUGGACAGGACCAAGACAGAACUCAAGAAAGCCAUUGGGGAAAACUCGAGAAGAAAGGGGGUAUACUAGUAGGUUAGAUCUGUGAACUUGAGGACAAGAAGGCCUUGGGAAAUGGGGGCCUCAGGGGAUGUGCAUUCACAUACUAUUGUGCUUCCCAAAGAGAGACCAACUUCAUGCUUUUAGCACAUUUGAUGAGGUUUUUUAUUUGUGUUUUUGUUUGUUUUUUGAGAUGGAGUCUCACUCUGUGGCCCAGGCUGGAGUGCAGUGGUGCAAUCUUGGCUCACUGCAACCUCCACCUCCCAGGUUCAAGUGAUUCUCCUGUCUCAGCCUCCCAAGUAGCUGGGACUACAGGCAUGAGCCAUCACACCCAGCUAGUUUUUUGUAUUUUUAGUAAAGAUGGGGUUUUGCCAUGUUUGCCGGGCUGAUCUCGAACUCCUGACCUCAAGUGAUCUGCCCACCUCAGACCCCCAAAGUGCUGGGAUUCCAGGUGUGAGCCACUGCGGCCGACCACAUUUGAUGUUUGAAGUUGUAAUCUGUCCCAUCAUAAACUUACCUGGAGCUCAUGUGGAGGAACAGAAGGCCAAGAUCCUUGCUUUGGGGGUGCCUCACGAAGCAUCCCUGUAGGCACUUGGCCCCAGCUUCACUGCUUGGAAGCAUGUCCCUCCCUCUUGAGUUGGCUCUGAUUUGAAACCGGGAGAAACAGAGCUGCUGCCAAUGGGAUCUUUUAGGUAACUCCCUCCCCAGCUUCCGUGUGUCUGUGCAGUGCCCAUGAGCUGCUGCCAAUGGGAUCUUUCAGGUACCCCCUCCCCAGCUUCCCUGUGGCUGUGCGGUGCCCUUGACAGAUGGCUGCUCUGUUUCCCUUUGCCCAGCCAGGCUCCCCUCCUUCCUAUUAGCUACAAAACUGGAUAAACUUCAGAAUAUGAGCCAAUGAGUAGGAAGGAACUUGAAGACUAAAGAUUUUACUCUCUCCCCUAUCCAUGCCCCCUACCUCUGACUCUCUCUGUGUGAACAGGAAACUUUAGGGUAGAUGAGGAGAAUGAAUUGGUUAUCAGAGUGGAAGACCAUGGCCCAGGAUCCCUGAGCUUUCCCAGUAGCCUCCAGUUUCCUUUGUAAGACCCAGGGAUCACUUAGCCAUAGCCUGAAUCUUUUAGGGGUAUUAAGGUCAGCCUCUCACUCUUCCUUCAGGUUACUAACAAAAUUUCGUAGCUAAAGAAUGCCAUGGCCGGGUGCAGUGGCUCACGCCUAUAAUCCCAGCACUUUGGGAGGCUGAGGCGGGCGGAUCACGAGGUCAGGAGAUUGAGACCAUCUUGGCUACGACGGUGAAACCCCGUCUUUACUAAAAAUACAAAAAAUUAGCUGGGCGUGGUGGCGGGCGCCUGUAGUCCCAGCUACUCUGGAGGCUGAGGCAGGAGAAUGGCAUGAACCCAGGAGGCAGAGAUUGCAGUGAGCCAAGAUCACGCCACUGCACUCCAGCCUGGGCGACAGAGCCAGAUUCCGUCUCAAAGAAAAAAAAAAAAAAAGAAUGCCAUGCCAGGAGAAGACAGCUGGUUUCAAAUCCCUGCCCCCAGGCAAGUAAAACCCUGACUUGCUCAAGACAGAAGAUCUUUUCUCCUGUUUUUCAAAAUAAACAUAUAUAGGGAUGGACCCUGUGCAUUGUGGCCUGCCUUGGUGUCCUAGAAUUGGAGCCAGUCUUUAGCUUAAUGUCUGAAGUAUUUAUACAGCCAAUAUGUGUUUCCAAUAUGUUUUCUUAUGUCAGACCAAACUGUCUUUUUGAAUAUCAGUUCAUUUCCUCUCACCGAGUGCUUUUCGGUGAGAGGCAAAGAGAAAGAAUGAACAAUCAAGUAUUGACAGACUGGCAUUAGCAGGACAGAGCCAUACUAGUGACAAGGGCAUCCCAAGGCACUUGCCCAGAGCUACAGAGUUGUGUGUGCCAUACCUGCGGCUCAAAGGGAAGGCCUUCUAUCCCCUGAGUUUCUAUCACCUGAAAAUGGCAACUGCUGUCUCAGUAAAAGCUCUGUCUUGACUACAGAGGCUCCAAAAGCAUUCACAGUUGAAGGGGAGAAAGACAGAAAGAAGAAGCCAAAGAUAACCUGAUCCCUGCCUGUCUGUUGGCACCUGUCAUCCUCUGGCUUCUGCUCCCAAAAGCAAGUCUGGAUGACUGAGUUUUGUGGACAUGGCACUCCCGGAGACAGCAGUGGCCACCAUGGCACCCAGAGUUUGCCCAAGUACUGAAUGUUUUGUGAGCAACCAUGUUCCCCAAGUAGGUAGCCAGCACUGCAGAAACCAAACAGCCUCUUAGCUACCUGACUUUAAAAGGAAUGACCUAGGUGUUCUGCCAAAGGAGUUAUCUAUCAUCUCUGGCAAACUUGACAAUCAUCACUUACCUCGACAACCCUGCCCCACAUCCCUUUAUAAAGUCAGCAGGAUGUCCCCUCACCCACCCUGUGCUGGUGUCUAACAAAUUUAUCUUGUCAUGCUCAAAUGUGUUUAGCAGCCACACCGAUCGGCUGGGUGCUGAACCGCCUCUGUAAUUGUAGCAUCAAAAUGACAACAGCAGCAGAGCAGCAAAUCUUGCACAGCCCCACAGCAUGCCUGAGACAAGACUCCAACAAGUAAUAAUUAACUUUUUUUCUCCUGCCGCCUACAGUACCUGUCUAACUAAAGAGCUUCCCAAAGUGGAGGGAAAGGCCAUAGAAUCCAGGUGUCAUUCAGAGCCAGUCCUUGGCUGAAAUGUGGUCUUCCAGUGGAAGCACCUGUAUUAUUGAGAGGAAAAAGUGUUGGAUGCAAAGUAACACCAGGACUAGAGAGAAGGAGAAAGGUGAACCAUCCUAAGGCGCUUUGGAUACUUUUUUAGAAGGAUAAACAUUGUGCUUACUGAGGAGAAAAAAAAAAAGCGAUCACAGAAAAAUUUCACAGCUAAUAUUUUUACAAAAGUUGUGCCAGACAUUACAAAGUGAAAACGCCUCUCAAGGUGGAAUGCUUUAGAGAGCAAAGGCUUAGCACAGACCUAGACCCUUGUGUGGGUAUGACAUGACAUGACAUGUACAUGUCAAAAUUCACUUUAGUCAGAACCAGAGUAUUGAUAAACAAAAUGUCAGUUACCUGGAGCAGUCCUGGAGAGGUUAAGACAUUCUAUACUGUUCUACGUCAACCAUUUCUACAAAGUUGUCCAGACACCUAAAAGCAGCUUUCUUGGUUAUCCAGAUGCCAGAAUCAACCUUGUAUCUGACAAUGCACAUCUGUUGAUUCUAAAGCAUAUUUAUGUGUGUGUGUAUGUGUGUGUAUACAGCAUAUAUUUACAUCUAUGAAGACAUAGACACUUAUAGAGACCCACAUGAGCUGGCACUUUCUGAGCCUUUACAGCCUUUAAGACUCGGAGGUUGAGAAUUAGAGACACAAGAGAGGCUGUGGAUGGCCUAUUAAAAUGAUUAAAGAAGUAAAUUCAGUGCCAUUUUAAAACUGUGCAUAUUUAUCAAACAAUUACUGUCUACAGCUACAUUUUUUGUUAACUUACUUAAAGUCAUGUUGCAAAAAAGAUCAAACCCAUGAAUGCUUAGUAGCUAAGGCUAGUGUUCAAAAGCACUCUAAAAGACAUUUUGUCCACAUUUUGGAAAAGAAAAUAUUUGCAUGUUUAAUUCAUAAUUUAGGCUAUCUUUGAGUAUACUGUAAAGUGCUGUGUGAUAUAAUAUCAAUAAAGUACUUAUUAAAUGGCACUUUAAUGUUUUCUUUUAAAAUAACGCACUGUUCUAAACUUCAGUAUUGACUAUUGACUCGUGCGUAGAAUCCAAUGCUGUAAUUAGAAAGUAAUCUGUGACUAGAAUAGACCUUUGUCCCUGUUAGUAGCCCUGUUGCCAUGUUCAGGCUUUUAAAAAAUGCUUUUGUGUCACAAAAUAUAUCUAUAAAGAAAACAAAAUUUCUGUUCAGAGGCCUCUGAAACUUGGCUUUCUUACGUGUGGUUGGUUUAUGUGACAAUCCCUAUGAAAUGAGUGGACGUAUGAUUUUUGAAUUAAAUGACUUUUCCAUUUGGUGGUA
Gorilla gorilla gorilla (western lowland gorilla) is the source of this 9554-nucleotide messenger RNA. It is a transcript of the gene ARHGAP26, whose product is annotated as Rho GTPase activating protein 26. The coding region runs from base 547 to 2991 and encodes 814 amino acids. Gene Ontology annotation, biological process: signal transduction. Gene Ontology annotation, molecular function: protein binding; GTPase activator activity. The transcript has 23 exons. Gene Ontology annotation, cellular component: cytoplasm. The record is from RefSeq and is a predicted model, not a curated record. NCBI's taxonomy places the organism in Eukaryota, Metazoa, Chordata, Mammalia, Primates, Hominidae.